AUACAUGAUUCGAGCUCAGAGAGGGGUCUCCCGCGAAGCACUGCCUCGAGGCUUGUAUCAUUGCCGAAAAGACACGUGACUGAUGACGUCCGACACAGAAACGGCUGGCCUGAGUGACUCCCGUGAGCAGUUCAGACCGUUGAUACGGUGUCACGACGUGAAAUAUUCGCUACGCGCGACAGCAGCUGAAGUUGGAGAACCCCUGGCAUCCAAUAGGAGAGCCGGAUUCGUCUGACGUCAUCUACAGCCUGGCUAGCAGCCCAGAGUGGACGGCUGGCAAGUAGGAUUUUUAUUAUUUACAAUGAAAUGCAUGUGGAAAAACAACCUUAAAAAGUCCCGUUUAUGAUCGAAUUUGACAUUGGCAUAGGAUUGCCCAGGAUCGGCUGCAGUUUAAUGGCAUUUUGUUCACUAUUUCUGAGAUCGCUAGCAUACAUGCUAGCAUUUUCGUGGCUUUUGAAGUUAGCAUACUUAAACGUUUUUUCACGCCGUUUGUUGUGUGCGCUAUUUGCCUUGGUUGUGUGCUGGCUAGAAAAUGUAACAGGCACAAUCCCGUAUAAAGUGGGAUCGCAGCUAAUCCUAUAAUCCAUCGUUUGUGUUCUGCCCUCUGGUUUUCCUCUUCAAAACCACCAGCCGCUACAGUGGCUGCAGCGGUGUGCAGCACCGUGGCCCCUCCCCCUCGCGGUGUCGACACACACAGAUCAAAGGCUUUCCUCCCAGGAUUCAGUUCGGUAUCAUGGCGGACACCAGGGAGAAAGCGCUGCAAGACUACAGGAAAAAGCUGCUCGAGCACAAAGAAGUUGACGGCCGAUUAAAAGAAUUGAGAGAACAGCUGAGAGAACAAACCAAACAGUAUGAGAAAUCAGAAAAUGACCUAAAGGCUCUGCAAAGUGUUGGCCAGAUUGUUGGAGAGGUGCUCAAGCAGCUGACUGAGGAGAAAUUCAUUGUCAAAGCCACCAACGGUCCCCGAUAUGUGGUCGGAUGCCGCAGACAGUUGGACAAGUCACAGCUGAAGCCAGGCACCAGAGUUGCUUUAGAUAUGACUACACUCACUAUAAUGAGAUACCUGCCCAGAGAGGUAGACCCUCUGGUGUACAACAUGUCCCAUGAAGACCCUGGCAGCGUCUCCUACUCUGAGAUUGGAGGCUUGUCCGAACAGAUCCGUGAGCUGAGAGAGGUAAUUGAGCUGCCUCUGACCAACCCUGAGCUCUUUCAGCGAGUGGGGAUCAUCCCCCCUAAAGGCUGCCUCCUCUAUGGACCUCCAGGCACUGGGAAGACACUUCUUGCAAGAGCAGUGGCCAGUCAGUUGGACUGCAACUUCCUCAAGGUGGUGUCCAGCUCCAUUGUGGACAAGUACAUUGGUGAAAGCGCCAGGCUGAUCAGAGAGAUGUUCAACUAUGCCAGGGAUCACCAGCCAUGCAUCAUCUUCAUGGAUGAGAUCGAUGCCAUCGGUGGCCGUCGUUUCUCUGAGGGAACCUCUGCUGACAGAGAGAUCCAGAGGACUCUGAUGGAGCUGUUGAACCAGAUGGACGGCUUUGACACGCUGCACAGAGUCAAGAUGAUCAUGGCCACCAACAGACCUGACACUCUGGACCCUGCCCUGCUGCGACCUGGCAGACUGGACCGUAAAAUUCACAUCGAACUGCCCAAUGAACAGGCACGUCUAGACAUCCUCAAAAUCCACUCCAGUCCUAUCACCAAGCAUGGAGAAAUAGAUUUUGAAGCCAUUGUGAAGCUGUCCGAUGGUUUCAACGGAGCUGAUCUGAGAAACGUGUGCACAGAAGCAGGUCUGUUUGCCAUCCGCUCUGACCGUGAGUAUGUCACUCAGGAAGACUUCAUGAAAGCUGUGCGGAAGGUGGCAGAUUCAAAGAAGCUGGAGUCUAAGCUGGACUACAAGCCUGUAUAAAACCUGUGUCAUUCCUUUUCUCUAAGUGAUGUUUUGCAGUGCAUUUUCAUGAAUUUGCUGUGUUCUGUACUUCAGGACCAGUUGAUAUUUGUGGGAAGCAACAUUAGAAGGUGUAUAUUGCCCUAAUAGUCAACAGCCACCAAAAUGGACUUUGACUCAGUAACUAACAGAAACUCCUGUUGGCUGAUCAUUCUGGCAUCCCACAAAACAUUUGUGUAAAAUAACCAUGUGCUUAAAUAUACCAUUAUAUUGUAA
Molecule: messenger RNA, 2158 nt
Organism: Monopterus albus (swamp eel)
Lineage: Eukaryota; Metazoa; Chordata; Actinopteri; Synbranchiformes; Synbranchidae
Gene: psmc6
Product: proteasome 26S subunit, ATPase 6
Exons: 16
Coding region: 734-1903 (389 amino acids)
Molecular function (GO): ATP binding; ATP hydrolysis activity
Source: RefSeq, a predicted model, not a curated record